Messenger RNA from Oncorhynchus mykiss (rainbow trout), 4165 nucleotides. NCBI's taxonomy places the organism in Eukaryota, Metazoa, Chordata, Actinopteri, Salmoniformes, Salmonidae. The record is from RefSeq and is a predicted model, not a curated record.
UUGCUCAAUCACAGUAAUAUACUGAGCACAGUCAUUCUAUUUUAUAGAGGGGAAAUUAGGGUUAAGAAAGGCUACCACAAGGAGGUGUUGUUUUGUAGCUUGAAUAUGAAAACCAGUCAGAACAAGUCAAAGAACGGCAACACCCAUCCUGCUGUACUCCUUUACCCAACGCCACAUACAUUGUUCAGUGUGUUUGUUUGCUGUAGAGAGGUGUGUCAAUAGCACAGAAUACAUUUGUAGAAUUUUGCCUUUAUGUGGUCCAAGAAUGUGAAGCCUGAUGCUCUCUCUCGCCUGUAUAGUUCUGCUGCCACACCUUCUGACUCUGAGACCAUUCUCCCUACCUCAUUGGAGCUCAGUGGAGAGGGGAAACCUGGAGAGAGAGAGAGAGAGAGGGGAAAGAAACCUUUUACACAUUACAUUCACACAGAAACAGUUCUGCUGCCACACCUUCUGACUCUGAGACCAUUCUCCCUACCUCAUUGGAGCUCAGUGGAGAGGGGAAACCUGGAGAGAGAGAGAGAGAGAGGGGAAAGAAACCUUUUACACAUUACAUUCACACAGAAACAGCCUAAUGUGGUUUAAUGGAUAACUUUGUCAGAGACAAAUUAACUGAAUGGAACUUCAGUGAGUAUAUUGACAGAUUCAAAGAUGAAGAAAUUGACAAGGAGAGUUUCCUGCUCCUAGAUGAAAAAGCCUUUGCCAACUUGAUUCCAAAACUUGGUCCAAGGUACAAAUUUCAAGAGAAACACAAGGCGAUACAAAAGGAGUUAGAAAAUGAUGGGACAGCAACUGGCAGCCAAGUUCAAACAUCCUCCACAAUGGCAUGGGCUUCCUUGGACCAGGCGGCAGCUCCCAGCAUUAGUCCACAAGGCAAAAUAAAACAUCCUCCUACCUUCCCUUCAACCAGUACACCACCAAAGCAACUGUGUUUCUCCAAACCUACACAACCAACCUCUAAAUUCGAGAGACAAGCCAUGGAGGCAGCAGAGACGUGUGUGACACAAGUCCUUGACAAACUCAAAACUCUUCCCAAGAAGGAAUUCAUUGACUACCUCAAGGGUAAAAUGACAAAGUUAAGGACAGGUGUUAAAAACAAAGUCUUAGUUGGAAUAUUUGGGAAGACAGGAGCUGGUAAGAGCUCUUUGAUAAAUGCCAUCUUGGGUGAGCAGAAUUUUCUGCCCAAUGGUGCAAACAUCAGCGCGUGUACCUCAGUCAUGAUCCAAGUGGAGGCCAACAUGACUAACUACAGUUACGAGGCAGAAAUUGAAUUCAUUUCAAAAGAGGAAUGGGAAAAUGAUUUAAAAUCUCACCUGGAUAUCAUGUCAGAUGAAAAUGACAACAAAAAUGAAGAAUUAGUCAAGGUGGCAACUGCAAAAAUUCAGGCCUUUUACGGAAAAGAUGGAGUUGGGAAAAGCUUAAAUGACCUGAUGAAAGGGGAGCAUUUCCGAGAAAUUCCAGAAUUUCUAUCACCAACAAACAUUGUUAAGAAGAUUUCAUGUGGCACGGCAUCAGAGCUUUCUGGAAAGAUUGCCUGUUACACAAGGAGUGAUAAUAAGAUGGCAGCAAAACACUACUGGCCACUUGUGAAGUGUGUGACAAUUAAGGUGCCCAACACCAAAGAGCUUCUGGAACACAUUGUGCUGUUGGAUCUUCCUGGAACUGGGGACUGCAACAAGACCAGAGAUGAUAUGUGGAAAUCGCAUUUAAGUCAGUGCUCGUCUGUGUGGAUCGUGAAUGACAUCCAACGGGCCGCCUCUGAAAGAGAGCCAUGGAUGAUUUUGGAAAGCAGCUUCAGUUAUCUGAUACAAGGAGGAGAAUGUGAGAAUAUCACCUUCAUCUGCACCAAGACAGAUGCCAUCAACCCUAAGAACUACCUGGGAUCACCAGGUUUAAAGAACAGUGAACUGCACCUCGACCUGGAAAAGAAAGGAGCAGCUGAGCGGAAACGAGGCUGCAUCCAGCACAGAAAUGAACAAGCUAAGAUAAUGUUGGGAGAGAGGUUCAACGACGAAGUUGUGAAAAAGAAACCUUUCAUUCAAAUGGAAAACAUCUUCCAAGUGUUUACAGUGAGUGCUGAGGAAUUUCAGAAUGAUGAGAAUCCCAUUCUGGAACAAGAACAGACAGAGAUACCACAACUCAAACAAGUUCUGGAGGAUAUGAAUGAGAGACACUCAAAGACUGCAGUUAAAGACUAUGUAUCUGGAGUCUAUGGGAUCCUCUCUUUGAUCAAAGCGGCCAACUCCAACGACUCGACGAUGGUUGAGAUGAAAUCAAACAUGUACCAACUGCUAAAGGAUUCACUGAAGAAGCAGAUUUCUACCAUCACAUCCCUCAUGACAAAACAUUACAACGACCUUCAAAAACUCCUGUCAGAGGGAGUUGCCAAGUCAGAAAAAUCAUGCUUGCAGAUUGCCAACGACAAAGUAAUCACACCAAAGGCAAGGAAGGAUGGCAGAGGAUACCAUCGUACAUUGUCAUCUUUAUGCAGGAAUAAUGGGUUCUGUAGGUCAACAAAUGGAGACAUCACAGACCUCAACAAAACGUUGGCUGAAUCUAUGUACACUGCCAUAAAUGAGAAAUUUGCUGUAAUUUUCCCAAAUGCUGGAACAACAGGAGAAUCAAUCUAUGAGAAGAUCUGCAACUUCAGCAUCAUCUCAGACAACAUGGCCAAGGAGUGGGAGAACACCCCCAUGUCUCUGUAUCUGAUGUUUCUCACCACCGAGGAAAAUGUUUUGAAGGAUAAACUAAAACGAGAUGUCCUCCUGAAGAAGAAAGUGAUUUAUGAAUCUCUGACUGACGAAGUCAAGAUCAUAAUGUGCCCAUGUUAUGAGGAGGCUUCAAACAUAUCUGGAAAGGGAACCUUGACGAAGACUCGGGAACUGCUGGUCCAGCACAUCGACUCAUCGAAAAACAUGUUUGCCAAUGCUCAGAAAAAGAUGUUGGAAGGUUUUGAGAACCUAAUGGAAUACAUAGAGCAGACGCUGAGAACCGAACUACUGGAGUCAUUGAAUCGAUCCCUGAAGACCCCUAACAGUUUAUCUCUCCCAGAUGUCAGUGAGCAGUUGAAAAACAUGGAGACCUACAAGAUGUUGGCUCUAAGAGAUCGCACAAGCCAAAUCUGACUGUUGAGAAGAGUCGUAAAGCAGAAGUAGUGACAUGAUGGUAAACCAUUCAAAACCCUUGGCUAUAAAAAUGUAUCACAUUUUCAGUAGCUUAUUUAUCAGUAGUUGUUUGUAUCAGAAGUUUUGCCGUAGUUAUUAAUGUUAUGUUUGCUGACGUGAUGAACGUGGUAUAAGCAGGAUAAACAUUUAUGGUCUAUCAGUGCUCUGAUAAAAAUGCAGCUUUGCAUAAGAUGCGCCAUGAUGCUCAGAGAACUCAUAGCUCCUAGGUGUUGAUUCCUUACAUAUUCUAUACUCAAUGUGUUGAUCCCUGACAUAUUCUAUACUCAAUGUGUUGAUCCCUGACAUAUUCUAUACUCAAUGUGUUGAUCCCUGACAUAUUCUAUACUCAAUGUGUUGAUCCCUGACAUAUUCUAUACUCAAUGUGUUGAUCCCUGACAUAUUCUAUACUCAAUGUGUUGAUCCCUGACAUAUUCUAUACUCAAUGUGUUGAUCCCUUACAUAUUCUAUACUCAAUGUGUUGAUCCCUUACAUAUUCUAUACUCAAUGUGUUGAUCCCUUACAUAUUAUAUACUCAAUGUGUUGAUCCCUUACAUAUUCUAUACUCAAUGUGUUGAUCCCUGACAUAUUCUAUACUCAAUGUGUUGAUCCCUUACAUAUUCUAUACUCAAUGUGUUGAUCCCUUACAUAUUCUAUACUCAAUGUGUUGAUUCCUUACAUAUUCUAUACUCAAUGUGUUGAUCCCUUACAUAUUCUAUACUCAAUGUGUUGAUCCCUGACAUAUUCUAUACUCAAUGUGUUGAUCCCUUACAUAUUCUAUACUCAAUGUGUUGAUCCCUGACAUAUUCUAUACUCAAUGUGUUGAUCCCUUACAUAUUCUAUACUCAAUGUGUUGAUCCCUGACAUAUUCUAUACUCAAUGUGUUGAUCCCUGACAUAUUCUAUACUCAAUGUGUUGAUCCCUUACAUAUUCUAUACUCAAUGUGUUGAUCCCUGACAUAUUCUAUACUCAAUGUGUUGAUCCCUUACAUAUUCUAUACUCAAUGU